This is a messenger RNA of Sinocyclocheilus rhinocerous, 5617 nucleotides long. RefSeq lists its product as uncharacterized. Bases 148 to 5481 code for a protein of 1777 amino acids. The transcript has 39 exons. The record is from RefSeq and is a predicted model, not a curated record. NCBI's taxonomy places the organism in Eukaryota, Metazoa, Chordata, Actinopteri, Cypriniformes, Cyprinidae.
GAUAGCCAGAGACUUUAUUCUAUAGAUGCCGGGUUUCUUUUGCCGAGUGCUGUCAGCAUCAGAGCUCUUGGGUUACUGAAGCAAAGGGGCCCAGAGUGGAGCUCUGCUGUGAGGGUCAGGUAUGGUGUACAAGAGGAUUCACAGAACAUGCAGGAGUGUCACAUGACGCAGAAGCUCCACAGCGAGUCUGAACCAGUCCAGAUGUACCGUAUAACAGCAGCACAUGAACUCCACUGUUCCCAUGUCAUCAACCUAAACCACAAGAUUCACCUUAAACAUGAACGGAGCCCAAUCCACGUCCAGUCAUCUCUUGAUGUAAGCUAUGGAAAGCAGUGGAACCAGAGCAGCAACAAACACAGGGUCCUCUUCAAUCAGUCCCUCAGAAACCAGUCUGAACCCGGCCUCACCAGUUAUGCUGUGGAGCUCAGCCUGCGACUUCUAGACCGAGGACUGAAUUACAGAACUCAGCUUCUGCACUCUUAUUUCAAGAAACACAAAUCUGAGAGCAGCACCCACCUGAAAAUCAACUACAACAAUCAGAUGCCUCUGGUAGCUGGCAUCCACUGGAAGGACGUGUCAACAAAGACCUCCCUUCAAAAGUGGGAAGGUUCAUUUAACAUGGAUACCCCCUGGCUCUAUGUGUACAUAGCUCAAAAACUAACUCAGCCCCAGCGUGGCAUCACGCAGUUCAGCUCUGAGGUCACCACACGGAAACUGGUGAACAUGCGAAGUGUUAAGCUAGAGGGUUUCUACAAGCAUAGAGGAAAAGAACGACAAGGCCAGCUGCACCUUUUCACACCGACUGCCAGUUAUAUUAAGGUUGGUGGAUGGAACAUGCUGGGCAAGCGUGGAAUUAAAGCUUCAUGCUCCAUCAGCACAGCCUGGACACCAGCUUUGCACGGGCAAAUAUCUGUAGUCAGUGGCAAGCAAGUGAAGACUCUGGAAAUAAGUGCAGGCUAUGGCAAGCAGGACCUCAAUAUUUCUGCGGUUCUCAGUACUCUGGAUAAGAAGCUAAAGAAGAGGCUUUUGAUGAUGGCAAUGACCCUGUCGGAUCUAAAAAACCCUUAUGCGGAGCUACAGAUGGAGGGUGCCAUAGAAGAGAUACGGAAGGAAAAGAAAAUUUAUCAGAAAAGAUGGAAGCUAAACUUCAGACAACCAUUCACGUUUCUCCCUCAAAGUCUCAUCCUCCAGGAGACAUUCACAAGUCAUCUACAUCAGAAGGUUUAUACUUUAGAGUCAAAGGUUCUUGUCCAUGGAAACAAAAAGGUCAUUCAUGUCCUUACUCUGGGUUUCCAGCCACAGCAGCCAUACGUGUGCUCCUCAAUAGUCCAGUCUUUCAGCGCUGAGAGAAUUCCCCAAGACUCAAAGAUCUGUGUUACUGUCCAAAACCACCAGACUGCUUAUGAAAUUCAGGGCAGGUUGUGGACUGGAAAUGAUGAAAUACUUGCAGCCUUUGGUCAAGUACAACUUCAUGACCUAACUACAUCUCAGCAAGGUAUUACAAUGAAAGCCAACCUGUCCCAGCUGUUUCAGCUGGAUUUCCCGACCUCUGUCAGCCUAGAUAUUGAGGUGCUCAGGAGUCACAGGAACAACAGCGAGUUUGAAUAUCAUUCUGAAGGGAACGUUGCCAUUGACGACAAGAUUUACCAUGCUAAUGCAGCAAUAACAGUAUCCCCUUUUGGAAACAUCAGCAGUUCUAUCAGCCUGAAGGCAAAUGAAAAAAAUGCAACACUUCACUUUACUCUAGACAACAAGGUGGCAAAGGGCAUUGAUACUGUGUGCGUCCAUGCUGGCUUUCGUCAGACUUUAUUCCCAGGGGUCACUUCUGACGGGCGUAUUCAUUUAGCUGCUAAUUCUUCUUCAGAAAGUGUUUUCUUGCAGUGUACAGUUAGAAAGGAAGAGGAGACGUUUAAUGCUCACUUGAGUGGAACUCUACCAGAUGAUCAAGAGUGGCGACUAUCUCUUUCAGCAGAUAUUUUCAAUUCAAUACAAGAUCUCGCUGCUUUACCUAAUUCAGCUAGUUUAGUUGGAGUACUAACCCAGUCAAAGGGUCUAACUGAAGGAGAGCUUACUGUAGUAGUGGACGAUGCUGUAUAUGGGCUGGAAGUGACCCGUCAGCAUGACAGGAAGUCUGGAGAAGAUCUUAGUGCCUUACUAUGUCUAGUUGCUAUGGAAGAGUCACUGUGUGUAAACAUCAACAGUAAUUUAACACAUUGUGGGUGCAGACGUCUUCAUACCCAGCUGUCUCACUCUUUCCCUUGGCUUCGUUCUGCAGGGCUUCCGCUGAACAGCAGCGCAGGUGUGUUUGUGAACUGGAAUGACAGCAGUGUCUGUGCCCUACUGACACUGCAUGCAGGGGCCAGAGGCCUGAAAGCCACACUGGAGCAGAGUUCACACCACAGCUCACAAACUACUGGAUGCUCUCAGGUGAACUGCACAGAGGGGAUCGACACGGGCCACCUGCUGGCCGUCUGCUCUGGGCAAGACCAGGAAGACUCACUGAAGGUUGGAAUCAGAGCCAGUCUUUAUAACUCCCAGAGGUCAGCUUUCUCAUUCGAUCUUCAAGGUCACCACGAUAUCUCCAGCAUUGGACUAAUGGUGAACAUUUCCCACAACAUAUCUGCUUUGCAUCCAUACCUGCCAUUUGAGUUUCACUCAAAAUCACAGUUGAGCCACGCACGCUCUUCAGUUAAAGGUACUGCAGAACUUCUGGUCGGUGUGAGCGGUUUGGCUUUUGAAGCAGAGAUCUCGAGUACAAACUCUGGCUUUAAACAAGUGCUGAUGUUCAAUCACUCAAUACCUCAGCUACACUUGUUGCCCAGGAAUCUGGCAUUGAGGACACGCUACGGUGGAAAGAGAGGGUCACACACUCUCACGCAUCGAGCACAGUGGGAGAAUCAGGAUUUAACCGACUCAUCAGAUGGUGUCACACAGUUACAAAGUUAUCCAGAACUGUCAGGAAAGACUCAGGGUUGGGGUUUUGAUCUUAGGGUAGAGAAUGACACUCAGAGGAAGCUAGGUGAUCUGAGUGUCGACUGGACUCUGUAUGGACGCCAUGAUCAGGUCAGAGUUCAAGGUUCUUGGACUUUGGUGAGCGGAAAAACAGAUUCAUUCGAACAGAAACAACCCUUUAUCUCAACACUGGCUCACUUUUACAUACAUGCCCUAUCACACGGACCCGACCACAGGCACGACAGCAACAACCAGGCCCCUCUUUCCUGGGAGCACGGAAAGCCUGUAAAUGUUUCUGUAACAGUGAGCGAGCACUGGCAUGAUGACUCCAGCAGAGGGCAGGCCUGUAUCUUUCUCUCACCAGGACAGAUACAGUCGUUGCUUCCCCUAGUGGAGAUGGAGGGAUGUGUUGCUGUAGCUCAGGAGGGGAAGGCCUACUCCCAAAACACAGAGCUCAAAUGGAAGGACAAGAGGAUAGCACAAAGCAUGAAAUACCAGGGAGGAGUAAAAGGAAUGCACACACUCCUCGUGGAGCUGGGGGCCCAAAACGUCUCUCCGUCUCCAUGUUCAUCUCACUCUCUUCUGACCCAGAUACACACCAACCUGAGGGACCGUCUUGAACACCAUGUUCAGAUCGGCCUCUGUCCUCCACAGCCAGCUUUAAUUUGGUCUGGAUCUCACAGAGUGAACUCGGGCAAGGAGAUGUUGUACACUCACACCCGUGUGUCUGUGUCCGGACACCCUCAGCACAACACUUUCACACUGACGCUCAGAAACAUCAGCAGCAGUCAGCGCUCCAACUACUCAAUGAUCACAGAGUGGCAGGUAGGAAACUGGAGUGUGGAAUUGGCCUGCAGUUCUCUGUCUUCAGGCAGGAACGUGGCGGUCCAGGUUCAUGCAAAACUAGACCGCAGUGAGAUGCUCUGGCUGCAGGGGGUGCUGGGAAAACGCUGCCUUCGAGCUGCUGCCGGAUACAACACUGAAAUGUCUGAUGAAAUCAGAGUGGCGUUUUGUUCGGAGGGACAUCACUGGUUUACCCUGGAGGCUCAGCGAGGCGGCCGUGGCAUUGAAAAUGAGACCCUUACCCUUAUUUCUGUAGGAGCAGCCAAUCAGAGUCUGCUAUUUCAAGCUAAGGGAUGUAGGGAAUGCCUGUGGGCCGCUGAGGCACGGCUCCAGCAGCUGGGGUCUCGGAUGAGGAGUAAACUCUUAGACAGAGUUCAGAGACUUCAGCAUCUACUGUUAACAUUAAGAAGACAGGCAGGGGACAGCAUGUUCCUGUUGGAGCUGAGUGAGGGGCCGCUGUCUCUGACCCAGCAAGCCGAGACUCUGCUGCUUCAGAGAGCAGGAGCGCUGUGGAAAGCAUGGACCACCGGCCUGCUUCGACACAUGCUCACACACAGCCUACCGCACACGCUCUCGCACUGGGUGAAUCACAGGAAACGCAUACCUUUAUUUUCUAAGAUACAGAAACCCCUGGCUACUCUAGCUGGAGCGUACCACGAUGUGACAGGGGUGCGUUUGGACACGGCGUGGCAGCAAGGAGUGCAGCUGUGGACCAGAGAACUGACGGAGCUUUUGCCUGCAAUACUUCACGAUCCUCAACUGAGGGCGCCGUCGCUGACCGCGUUGCAUGUUGCCAUCUUUGCAAUGGACAUGGUGGGCCAGCAGACCUUCCAGUGGAUGGAGGCCCGAUCGGCUGCCAUGCUAGUGGGUAUCAGAAGGCAGCUUGCACUAAUGUACAAGUUCUCCAAAAGUUCGGCUUCUACUUUGUCACGCAUUGCCACAGAUCAGGCAUUUCUAGUUGCAGACGUCUAUUUGGUGUCAUUCGAUGGACAUCUGUUCAAACUCCCAGCUUCCUGUGACUUCCUCCUAGCAGCUGAUGUCAUCCAGCACACCUUCAGCAUUGUGCUCAGAUCCGACAGGUUCAAACGUCGCUCGCUUGUGGUGCAAAUGCAAAACGCAAAGAUUGCAAUUCACCCAAAUGGAGAGGUGGAGGUUAAUUGCCACGUUGCACAUAUACCAUACACUAACCGUGAAGUGGCUAUCAGAAAGGAUGUGAAUUUAAUUGAGGUGUCCAAUGAGAGAGGACUUCGGGUAUCAUGUGACCCUCAUCUAGAAGUUUGUAGUGUGAUCCUAGAUGGAUGGCUUCAUGGUGUGUCCACUGGUCUUUUAGGAACCAAUGAUAAUGAGGCAGCUAACGAGCUUCUUCUGCCAGAUGGCUCUCUCACACACAGUGUGCUUCAGUUUACUCACAGCUGGCAGGUGGAUUCAGAAUGUGUCAGCAGGAAAGCUGAAGUCUGUCAGAAUGGCACUGCUGACUCCCUGUCGUGCACAUUUCUGUUCUCCUCCACAAAUUCUCCUCUGAGCCCCUGUUUCAGAGUGGUGGAGCCUGCACAGUUCAUGAUGAAGUGUGUAUGUGAUGAGCAUGCAGAUGUUUCCAGACCAUCCUUUUGCACAUUGGCCUCUGCCUAUAUCCAUCAAUGCCAUAGAAACUACGUUCCACUGGAGCUGCCAGUGCAGUGCGUGUAAGAGUGGUGUCCGGUUUACUGCAGUGAUGCUGUAACUCCAGGGAAGACAUGAAGCGUCAGCUGACCUGUUUGAAAAUUAAUAGUGAUGUAAUGUACAAAAUCAUUACUAUUAGUAUCUUUAUUACUAAUACAGUUAU